UUAUAUUAUUUAUUUAUUUUCUUGUCAGCGAAGAAAAGAAAAUUCGUGCUUUUAAUGUAAAUAUUGUGUCGUCGUCUCGCUUUAUGAACAAAAGAAAAACUUUUCGGAGGAUAUAAUGGUAAGCAAGGGAUAUAAACAGAAACAUUUUUUGUUACAAAUGUUGUGCGUUUUUAUUAAAUCCAGUCGUGUUAAAAGAUAGAAUUAAUAUGUGUUAUUAUACUUUUUAUACAAUGGUGGUAUUAUUCAUCAGUGCGUAAUAUUUUAAAACACAAAAACUUGUAGUCUGUGGCUUUAAAGUUAGAAUUGAUUGUAUGUUGUUGUUUUCAAGAAACGAAACACAUUGACGAUUUAUGUCGCAUAUAUGGCGAUAAAAUAAACUGUACAGUGUUAUACAAAAGAGAAAAAAGUGUGAGGUGAGAGAGAAAUGUUAUCAAUGGACCAUUCGCCGCUACCCUCACCAAGACUGUUGUCUUCGAACGAUAAUUCCCCUUUUCCCUCGCCAUUUCAUUCGCCUGGCACAUCACCUGGAAAUUCUCCAAACCCCAAAAGAAAGGUAUCACCGAUUUCGCAAAAGUCUUUCGCACUUUCACCAAUGGCAUCUCCGAAAUUGACACUUAAAAGAGCAGGUUCUUAUAGAACAAAAAGCAAAAAAGUUACAAGCCGUUUAGAUGAUAUUAUACAAAAGCGGAAGUUAGGAAACCGAAACAGGUCUCUUAGUUCGCCAGAUAUUAACAGCGAUUGUUCUAACGAUGAAGAACGGGAGCAAACUCUAUCGUUUUCAGACCAUUCUGAUGAACAAUCAGAUAAUGGAGAAAGAAAAGAAAUAACUGAGAACUCAUGUGCAAAAAACCAUGCCAGAAAACAUGGCAGCAGAAAAGGUUCUUUCACCGAACACAAAGAGGAUAAAUCCAAAAGUCCAACUAUCCGAAAAAAAUCCUUAAAUGCACUGAUGGAUUUAAAGAACAUGGUGGUAACACACGGACCAAGACUACGUAGGUCUCAAUCGCAACGGUACAGUCGAGAUAAAAAGAAAGAUAAUGUUCGAGACCGAAAAUCUUCAAGUUUUACAACUGAUGACGAGUUAAGUCAAUACGACGGGCCAUUGAUCAAAGCUACAACAAUGUUUGUUCCAGGAUAUGACUUUAAAACAAAGCAAAGCACACCGUUAACACCCAGGAGACAAAGUACGCCGUUAUUUCAACGUAGAGGAUCACGGGAAAAAAUUCAUUCAACAGACUUUAAUAACACUAGACAACAAAGCACUCCAAACCUAACUAGGAGAGGUUCUAAGGACAAAUUAAAAGUUUUAGAAGCAUUAAAAACAGAUGAUACGAGAUUUAAACGUUCCGAUAGUCUCCCCCCUUCUAUCACGCUCAGUACUGAAGAGGAUGAUUAUGAUGAUGAGGACACGUUCGCAAACGGUGACCCUGAAUACAUCGCCAUUGUUGAUCGGCAGUCCGCUUUAACGUAUAGACACAGGAAAUUUGCUGAGAAAAAGAAAACCACUGCAUUAAAUUUGCCGACCAACAGUGGACGAGUGAAACAAAUGUCCAGCGGUUACGAGCAUGGUACAGUAUUUUGGAGGCGAUAUAAAAAGAAAAUGAACAUGGCGGAAUUAGAACGCAAACAUCGCUCGUGCGAAAUAGUGCAUGACAGUAUAUACAGAGAGAGAGCGAAAUCUUACGAAGAUGGUUCAGCAUACUGGAGACGUGAUGACGAAAAUCGUAAUUAUCUCUCCUCCCCGGGUAGUGAAAGCGGUUACGCUUCUCCAACGGAUAAUGCGGACCAUAACACUAAAGAGAAACGUCCGGUCAGGCCAACUGUUUUGCAUACGACAAAUCUUGAUGAAGGCUUGUCUAAUUCGUGGAGUUAUAGCCAGUGGAAAACCAAAAACAAGCAAACUCGACAUAACCUCACACCAGAUCUUGUUCGAGUGAUUGCGACUGAUUUAUGUGUUACCGAAUUAUGACUUUUAUAGCAGCUACUCAUUCGGGUGUGCCAGAGUUAUGAGUUUUACAGCUGUUUAAUAUUUUAUUUAUUACAAAGGUUUAAAAACCUCCCUCUGACUAGACAUCCAAUACUCAUGAAAUAUUUGAAUUUGCGUGAAAAUUUCUCUUAUAAUCUAAGGUUAAGCCACAAAAACUACGUUUUAUUAUAAAAAAAACUUCGCCCAUGCUGCGUUCCUAUUUUUGAAAUUUCGUCUUAUUUUUAGGGUAAGGCAAAAUCAUAUACCUUAUCAAUAAAAAAGGUUGAUGAAAUUUGACUAAAUUUGGAUUUAAUGACCACUAAUUUUCACUGACCAGCUAUUUUACCUGCUUUAAAUUUUACUUAGUUUUUUUACCGAUUUUGUUACCAUAUUUUAGUCAUCAACAUUAUGUUUAUUUUUGACCCAAAUAUGGGUCAAAAAUAAGCGGAUACAGGUUUAAUAUUCUCAGUUUUCAUUUCCAAUUGAGAUUGUGAUAUAAAAAGGAAAAUUUGUAAAGAUUUCUUUCAUGUAUUUUAUGUUAUAAACUCAAAAUACACCGGCUACAAAGUUUUACCGUAAAUUUCCGCGGUACCGCUACUAAUGUUUAGGACAACCUUGACGUAAUGUCCUGCUGUGUCGCAAACUAGGAGGAUCUCGUAACUCUCUAGCAACCUUUUCUCGCAACUUUUUUGAUACCAAUAUUACUAGAUUUACGGCACUAAAUACAAAAUACUAAUCGGUGUCAGUAGAAAAAUCUACGGAUUCGCACGUCCUUUUUUAGACCGCAUUGCGUACAUGUCGCUACUUGCGGUACCAUUUUGCGUUUCAGACAGACACACAGACGUAUACGGGUAUUAUAAUAUAGGUUUUGCAAAGGCAUAUUUUUAAUAUGAUAAAUAUUUAAUCCUUGCUUGUUGCAGCAAAAAUAGCAUUGCUGACAAAGUUGUACGUAUCUGAUAUUGUUUACAUUUAAAGCGAAAAAAUAAAUUGUAAAUUUUA
Hydractinia symbiolongicarpus is the source of this 2965-nucleotide messenger RNA. RefSeq lists its product as uncharacterized. NCBI's taxonomy places the organism in Eukaryota, Metazoa, Cnidaria, Hydrozoa, Anthoathecata, Hydractiniidae. The transcript is spliced from 2 exons. Bases 425 to 1969 code for a protein of 514 amino acids. The record is from RefSeq and is a predicted model, not a curated record.